Molecule: messenger RNA, 320 nt
Organism: Parathielavia appendiculata
Lineage: Eukaryota; Fungi; Ascomycota; Sordariomycetes; Sordariales; Chaetomiaceae
Exons: 1
Coding region: 15-242 (75 amino acids)
Source: RefSeq, a predicted model, not a curated record
UUAUCUUUUGGAUCAUGGAUAAUUUCCCGUUGAAUACUUUCCUUCUGGAUAUUAGCGGCAUCAAAUAUCAACAGCACGGAUAUUGGAGAGCCACCGUAGAUGGUGCUGCUGCUGCACUAAGCAUUUUCAAGACGGAAAAAGGGGACAUGAAGCGUGGAAGGCCAAUUACUAAAGAUUCCGCAUUCUCCAUAUUGUUCAAGGAUAGGCACAGAGCCGUCAUCGGAAAGGACUCGCGGAGUUAAUGAGAGUCCAUGGCUGAUUUCAACGCGGCAUAAUCAAGGGAUGAUGACGGUGCUUCGGUCACAGCAGUGAGGUGUCUG